AUGGAGUGCUGAGGAAGCGAAUAAAGCGAGGCCAGGAAUAUCGGCGAGCGGCGAGGAGGGUCGGGAGAGAACCAUCGGCUCAGUCGGCGGCGCUGGAGGAGACGAGCUGCGAAGAACACGGCCGAAAGGAGCACGAAGCUUGCGGCUUGGUGGUCCAGGUGCACGGGAGCCGUGGGACAGAAGGAUUAUGGCUGAACAGCAGUUCUGCCUACGGUGGAACAACUUCCAGGCCAACAUUGUAUCAUCAUUUGAAGCUCUAUUAGACCGGGAAGAGUUUGUGGACGUAACGCUCACUGCUGAGGGGAAAUCGUUAAAGGCACACAGGGUAUUACUAUCAGCAUGCAGCCCAUAUUUCAGAGACUUGUUCAGGGAUCUCCCUGCUCACCAGCAUCCAGUCAUAGUUUUGCGUGAUACAAGUUUUUUAGAAUUAAAAUCCCUACUGAGCUUCAUAUACCAUGGAGAAGUUAAUGUUUCUCAAGAAAGACUGGGCCUCCUUCUCAAGACUGCUGAGGCUCUCAGAAUCAAAGGACUUGCUCAAGACAAGAGAACUAGUGAUAGUGAACAUUUUGGGAGCCUUAGCAGUAGUCCAGAGAAGGAACCAGAAGAGGGCCUUGAUAGAGGUGAACGUCGUGGAGGGGGUCCUGGCUCCCCUGCACUCAGUUUGGCGUUCUCUGGGAUAGGCGGGUCCGCACUGGCCCCCAUCAACCCUCUCGUUCCCCUGGAGCCACCAAGCCACAAGCCACCACAUCUGUUACAUUCACCACCAGCAAAGCGACGUAAACCCCUCCAUUCACCUAUUGGAGGACCCCCCAUUAUCACCCCACCCUCACAACGAGAGAAUAAUGUUCCGCAAGCACCACCCGUUACCUCCACUGCCUCACACGAAGAAGAUAACUCUGCAGGUAAAGUAAUCAACUUGACGAUGGGUGCAACAAACUCGGGAGGAGGUGGUGGUGGUUCACCAUCUCCCCGACUAGUACCCAAGACGGAAUUGAGCCUAUCUGAGGAAGACGGACCAGUAGUGAUCAUGAGGCAGAAGAGCCCCAUGAAGAAGACUCUGCUGACCAUGAUAUGUCAAAUACUUCAGCUCAAGACCUGCACAGCUUACCCCAACACCUCUCAGCAGCAGUACAAAACUUUAUGUGCUAAAUGA
Messenger RNA from Penaeus monodon (black tiger shrimp), 1153 nucleotides. RefSeq names its product broad-complex core protein isoforms 1/2/3/4/5-like. The coding region runs from base 188 to 1153 and encodes 321 amino acids. NCBI's taxonomy places the organism in Eukaryota, Metazoa, Arthropoda, Malacostraca, Decapoda, Penaeidae. Gene Ontology annotation, biological process: regulation of transcription by RNA polymerase II. The record is from RefSeq and is a predicted model, not a curated record. Gene Ontology annotation, cellular component: nucleus. Gene Ontology annotation, molecular function: protein binding. The transcript has 6 exons.